AAUUAAACCAUGUUGUCUCGUAUGUUUUAGGGUCAAAGCAAGCUAAGUUCAUACACUACUGACUUGAAUGUUAGUUGUCUUUGGAGGGUUAAAAAAUGAGACUAACUAAUAAAACUUUAUGAGUUAUUUUGAACUUUUUGUUCUUUUUUCAGCGUGAGAUAGGAAUGGGGCAGCCGAGCAGUGAUGGUAGUAAUGGAGAAGGGAUCAGAAGAAGAUCAUGUGGUUGUGGGAAAGAUGAUUUUCUACCAGAGGAGUCCUUUCAGAGUUGGGAAAAUUAUACAAAAGCACUUAAGGCAACCCCGUUUCGUCUCUUCAACCGGCUCACGGCCCGAUCAGCGGAUCAUACCGAGCUUGUUGAGAUGAAGGCGAGAAGCCAGCAUCAGAUGAAGAAGACACUCACAUGGUGGGACCUCAUGUGGUUUGGCGUUGGCGCCGUCAUUGGUGCUGGUAUAUUCGUCCUCACCGGUCUCGAAACGAAGAAACAUGCUGGCCCUGCAGUCGUCUUGUCUUACAUUGUCUCUGGCAUCUCUGCCAUGCUUUCUGUCUUCUGCUACACUGAGUUUGCCGUUGAGAUUCCAGCUGCCGGUGGAUCAUUCGCCUACCUAAGGGUAGAAUUAGGGGACUUUGUGGCAUUCAUCGCUGCCGGAAACAUUCUUCUCGAAUACAUUAUCGGAAGUGCAGCUGUAGCUCGUGCAUGGACGUCAUACUUCGCCACCCUCUGCAACCACCAUCCAAACGAUUUUCGUGUCCACAUAUCCGCUUUCCCUGACGACUACAACCAACUCGAUCCCAUCGCCAUUGUCGUCAUUCUUAUCAUCGGCAUCUUCGCUCUAGUGAGCACCAAAGGCUCCUCCCGCCUCAACUACGUUGCCUCCAUUUUGCACGUUGUUGUCAUCGUCUUCAUCAUCAUUGCUGGGCUAACUCAAGCCAACCCGAAAAACUUCACUCCCUUUGCCCCUUAUGGCCCUCGUGGCAUUUUCGUGGCUUCCGCCGUCUUGUUCUUUGCAUACGUCGGGUUCGAUGCGGUGUCGACGUUGGCAGAAGAGACUAAGAAUCCAGCUAAAGAUAUCCCCAUAGGACUUGUUGGAUCCAUGGUGAUCACAACCGUUCUAUAUUGCAUUCUUGCUGUUACGCUCUGCCUCAUGCAACCGUAUCAACAAAUUGAUGCAGAUGCACCGUUUUCUAUGGCUUUUGAGGCCGUUGGUUGGAGUUGGGCUAAGUACAUUGUCGCUGCUGGUGCUAUUAAAGGCAUGACAACUGUGUUGUUGGUUGGUUCGGUUGGUCAAGCUCGGUAUCUCACACACAUUGCUAGAACCCACAUGGUGUCUCCAUGGUUUGCCAAAGUCCAUGAAAAAACUGGAACUCCUGUAAACGCAACAGCAACAAUGCUCAUUGCAACAGCGAUGGUUGCUUUCUUCACAUCAAUGAAUAUCCUCUCAAACCUUCUCUCAAUCUCCACCCUCUUCAUCUUCAUGUUAGUAGCCAUAGCCCUUAUCAUCCGACGCUACUACAGCAGCAGCGAAACCACAACAUCAAACCGAAACAAGCUCUUAAUAUGCCUAGUUCUGAUAAUCGGAUCUUCAAUGGCAACUGCCACAUAUUGGAGCACAAGCGACAAUUGGAUCGGCUAUGCCGUGACCCUUCCAAUAUGGUUCUUCUCAACUCUAGCUCUAUGGCUCGGCGUCCCACAGGCAAAGAAGCCACAAGUGUGGGGUGUGCCAUUGGUCCCAUGGCUGCCUUCACUGUCCAUUGCCAUUAACUUUUUCCUUCUUGGGUCCAUCGAUAGAGCUUCAUUUGAAAGGUUUGGGAUAUGGACUGGGAUUCUCUUGAUUUACUAUUUCUUAUUUGGAUUGCAUGCUUCUUAUGACACUGCCAUGAACUCCAAGACCAAAACAGCAGAAAUUAAUGACAGCGUGUGAAAUAAUGGAAUUGGAAUCAUGACGAUGAAGAAGAAGAAGAAAAAAUUUUAUUAACUGUUUAAAUUAAUAGCAGUGGGAAAAUUUAUAUUCUUGUUAAUGUACUUUAUCUUAAUCGUACUUUAUGUGUAUUUUAAUUUGUUGUAUGUGUAAUGCAAAUAUGAACUUUAUGUUACAAAUACAAAUAUGAACUUUAGGUUACAAAUACAAAUAUGAACUUUAGGUUACAAAUACAAAUAUGAAUAGUAAGACCGACGAUUUAUAAAAACCGAAAUUCUUCUCUUUUUUCACUCGCCGAUUUAACUUAACUCCGUUCAACUUCAUUGCCUACUCUCCGGUAACUGCUUCUUCCUUUUGAGCUAUGAUCUUCUUCUUCACAACCCUAAUUGCUUAACCAUUCCCUUCCCUAAUGGAAGAUUCCGAGGGCGUUCUCAGCUUCGAUUUCGAGGGCGGUCUCGAUGCCGGUCCCACGAACCCUGCCGCCACUUCCUCCUUACCCAUCAUCAAUUCCGACUCUUCUGCCCCACCCGCUGCCUCUGCCGUCUCCAACCCCCUCUCCGGUGCCCUUGGUCCUGCUGUUUCAGCUGAACCUACGGGCGCCCCACAUGGUAACGUCGGAAACCGGAGGAGCUUCCGGCAAACGGUCUGCCGGCAUUGGCUUCGUAGCUUGUGUAUGAAGGGUGAUGCUUGUGGUUUCCUUCAUCAGUAUGAUAAGUCUCGGAUGCCCAUUUGCCGGUUCUUCCGUCUCUAUGGCGAGUGCCGUGAGCAGGAUUGCGUCUAUAAGCAUACCAACGAAGAUAUCAAGGAGUGUAAUAUGUAAGUUUGAGAAUUGGAAUUUGGAAUCUGAUUGGUUUUCGUCUGAUUUACGUUCUUGCUUGUUUAAUUUAUGUGUAUUUUUCUUUUGGUCGGAGGUGAUCAAUGUCUGUUUUCAGGGUUUAUGCUUUUCUUUAUCUCUAGUUGUUGAAUUUUUUUAAGUAUCAUAUGCGGUUCAUCGAUUUCAGACUGGAAAAUUUAUUUCAUUUUGAACUCUUUUUCAUUUAUGAAUUUCUGUUGAGGAUGUAGUUUUCUUUAA
Cucumis sativus (cucumber) is the source of this 2988-nucleotide messenger RNA. Its product is annotated as cationic amino acid transporter 1. Bases 165 to 1919 code for a protein of 584 amino acids. Lineage: Eukaryota; Viridiplantae; Streptophyta; Magnoliopsida; Cucurbitales; Cucurbitaceae. The transcript has 3 exons. Gene Ontology annotation, molecular function: L-lysine transmembrane transporter activity; L-glutamate transmembrane transporter activity. The record is from RefSeq and is a predicted model, not a curated record. Gene Ontology annotation, biological process: transmembrane transport; amino acid transport. Gene Ontology annotation, cellular component: plasma membrane.